This is a messenger RNA of Salarias fasciatus (jewelled blenny), 2195 nucleotides long. RefSeq names its product extracellular matrix protein 1b (gene ecm1b). Gene Ontology annotation, cellular component: extracellular region. Gene Ontology annotation, biological process: regulation of bone mineralization; signal transduction. The record is from RefSeq and is a predicted model, not a curated record. Lineage: Eukaryota; Metazoa; Chordata; Actinopteri; Blenniiformes; Blenniidae. The transcript is spliced from 11 exons. Bases 206 to 1738 code for a protein of 510 amino acids.
GUUUGUCCGGUUGCGCCGGCUGUCUGUGGCUCUCUCUCCGUCAGACGGACAGCUCCGCGGCUCCUGCUGGACCAAUUAGCGGUGCGUCGGAGCGCCGCUGCCCGCUGAGCGCGCUGUUGUGGGCGGCCUCUGCCCCUCCGCUUCCCCCCCCCUCCGCCGCACCGGCCGCUCGGAUCAGAACCAACCGGACAGGAUCGGCGUCACGAUGGGCUCCGCUUGGCUGCUGUUCUGUCCCACGACUCUGCUGCUGGUCUCACUGAGCUCUGCUCAAGAUGAGCUGGGCUCAGAGCAGCGUGCACACACCUAUGAUGACAUUGGCAAAAUCAUGCAAGAGAUGCAACACCCGGAUUCAUUCAUGCUCCAAAGAGAAGCAGACCUGACAGAGCUCUUGGAUCUUACAGACUUUCCUGUGGAGCAGGUAAUGGUGCCUCCACCAGGACACGGUACAAGAGAAAGAGGGGGUUUCAGACCAGGAGCUUUAACACCAAGGGGACGUCGGCCCGGUUUUAGCCCUCGGUCUUUCGGGGGCCCGCCCAUCCUGGAGUAUCCCGUCCAGUUCCCCCUUGGCAGGCCAACGUCCGAAAAUCUCGAGGCCAUUUGUCUCCAUGGCGACCAUCGCCCUCGCUACCCAGAUUCCUACUUUCCCGAUUCUGGCUUUGGCCAGCAGAGGCGAAGGGCGAGCGCCGUCAACACGGCCGAGGCCUGGUUCGGUACUUGCUGCAAAGGGAACCAGACGUGGGAGAAGGAAGUGACACUGUGUUGCGCCACACAGGCAUGGGAGCGCUCGGUGGAUUUGUUCUGUCAGGAGGACUCAUCGGUGAAGGAUCGUCUUUAUGACUGCUGUAGGCUGAGUGGCCAAGACAGAUUGAGCUGUUUCAACAACGACGCUCCGAAACCAAACUAUGACGCCACUGAGCUGCUGCCAGUUCAGCCGCUUCCCUCCACUGCCAACUUCACCUUUGACCCCAGCACCUGUGAAAGGACGCCUGUGACUCAGUACAGAGCCAGAGCAAAUAGAGCAAAGCAGCAGAAGAAACCUCUCACUUCCAUGAAAGUUGAUAUGAACUUUCCUCUGGGACGACCCACAGCAGAGACCGUGAAGUCGAUGUGCCGCAGCCAGAAGCUUCGGCCUUUCUACAACAUCAGGUGCCUGCCUGCCGAAGGCUAUGAACUGGUGGCUCGACAGGCCAGAGCCAUUAAUCAUCUGGAAAAUGGAUUCAAGAAGUGCUGCAAAAAGAAGAAGGGUUUGCUUAGCUGUGCUGACCAGAAGUGGCGUGAAGAACUGGACAAGUUUUGCAGGUCUAAGAAUGGCGAGCAGGUUGAUUUCAGCUGCUGUUCCCAUGAGAAAGGGCAGGACCGCUACAACUGUUUUCAGGCAAUCUCUCAGGACCCAUUCUAUAAUCUGACGUCUGUGGCCGAAGAGAUCACACUUACCAAGUUAUGUACGACUCACAAGAUCAUCAAGAAGAGAUUUCCUGUUGGGAUUCCUCUCAAGACGUUUGUGAAAAAAUGCUGCCCUCUGCCUGAAGAAGAGAAGACGACAUGUUUCAUGCAGAAGGUUGUGGACACUUCCAAGAACUUGUGCUCAGUGAAGAAACCACUGCCAGCUGUCCGCCGCUGCUGUGCAGUGCCUUCACACGAAACUCCACACUGUAUCUCCACUAUUCUCAAGGACGCCGUCACCAAAGCUGCCGAUGUCUUACGUCAGAAGAUGAGGAAGAGAUGUCCUCUCUCUUAAAAAGCGAUGAGAGUUUGCUGCAGAGCCUCCUGGCGUCGCUUCAUUCAGGGAAUUGCUUUGUAAGCAGCAGAGAUGAAGAUGACUUUCACUCUUUAAACUGAAACAAUGAUUGCAGUUUAAAUCCCACCCUAGUGCCUUAAACGAGUUCAAAAUACGGACCAAAAUCUAGCUUCACCUACUGCCAGUGUUAUUUACUUCUGUCUGAAAUCACUUGACGAGCAUUGUAGUCCUUUAUGAUUUUACAAAUAUCCUUCUGAGGAGUCAGACACAGAUUUGCAAACAGAUUAUCUGUCACUGUACCACUACUUUUUACAGGCUGCUCUUUGCAUAUUUGAAUAUUUCCAUAUUUGAAUAUUACUGGUUCUUAAAAAGCUUCACGAUCUUUUUUUCUCGUUGUGUGGUUUUGUGGUUAAGAUCAUAUCUGCAACAGUUAUAAUAAAUCAUUUUUUAAAGGUUC